Molecule: messenger RNA, 4369 nt
Organism: Diospyros lotus (date-plum)
Lineage: Eukaryota; Viridiplantae; Streptophyta; Magnoliopsida; Ericales; Ebenaceae
Biological process (GO): regulation of DNA-templated transcription
Molecular function (GO): DNA-binding transcription factor activity
Source: RefSeq, a predicted model, not a curated record
AAGGCAUCGGCCCCACGCACAACGCGAGGAAGCUCGAACCACAGAGAGAGAGCGGCUCUGUUUCCGAUCUUCUUUGCUCGGUAUCAAUCACACAUUGCAUACGACGAGGAUCAUCCACAUUUGCUCUCUGUAAAGAGAAGAGGUCAGCAUUGCUUCCAUGCGAAUCUGUUGCUUUAUUUCCUUUCAACCUUCAUUCUUGCUCUUGCAGCUUCUCUUUACUUUGAGCUCAUCUGCUUGUUCUGUUGAAAAGAUGUGGCGGAGGAAGUGAGAGUACAAGUUGAUAAACUUCUGAAUCUUGGAUUCUUAUUGACACCUCAGAGAGUAAGAUCGGAAAAAUCACUGGCACACUUUAAUGGCAGGUUGUAGAUAUUAUGUGCUUUGGUCAUUGCCCCAGUUGUGUGGAAAUUACUUGCUGGAACACUGCAUUUCCUAGCCUUUGAGAUAUUGGAAGCAUUCGUUCUUGGGGAGACGGUGUGGGCUUAUGAUUUAUGGCCUUCGGAUUGAAGUUUGAUUUUGCUGCCCAGCCCUAUGGUUUUGAUUUUUAGACAAUUAUAUUUCGUGGCGGCUGUUUUGUUUCAACUUACUUGUAUAUUUUUUAGAUAAUCUCAUGCUCCUAAAAGGAUAGCCUGUGGCGUUACUCUUAGGAUAAUUCAUGUUUAAAACUGCAUUGUCAUGAACUAGAUGUUAGUCCCUCCAAAGAAGUCGCCAACCUAAUCAGUUAUUCAGUUUUAGGCAUGCACGAAUCUGAACCACUGAUUGAUUAAAUGGGCAUUGGAUAUUUACUUUUUGCAGACAAUGUCGUGAGUUCCACGGGGCCUUUUCCCACAACAUUAGAUGAGGAAGAAUUACCCGUGAAUAGGUUGAUUUCAUUCCCAGUUGGCUCAUAAGUAAGGAACAUAUUUCUGUUGUUACAGACAUGCCGCAUUGCACCAGUGUCAAGCCACCAAUUGGCGUCACCUUCGACCAAAUUAGCCUCAGUCAUCGUUGCGACUAAGCACAUUUUUGUUUUGAUCAAACUAAUCUGUCUUCUUUUCAGGUUUCUUAUUGCGUCAGUCUUUAGCUUAAGUCCUUUUUUGCCACAAUUGAAGCAUAACCUUUUCUCCCUCCCACCUAUGAAAUUUCUUUUGGCUAGACUGACUUUGCUUCUUGAAAUAUUGUUUCUGGACACCAUUCUUCUUGUCGGAUUUAGCUUCAAUGAUAUUAGCUUUAAGCAGUGAAUUUUCCUCCUCCCGGUUAUGAGUCUCCUCUUCAACCUUUAGGUGAUGAAGUAUCUUAUUAAGAGAAGGAUCUUCCACACUAUGCAUCACUUAGUGUGAUCAUUUUUCCAAGAUGGAGGCAACUUGGAAAUUUACACUGAACACUAAAACUCUCGCCCAUUUUCAUUGCAGAAGAAGAUAUUGAAUCAGUCGUCUUCUGUAAUUCUUGAACCUGAUUAAGAUUAGGCUGCUAAUUAGUCGUUUUGAAGUUUAUGUAUCGCUAACAUAGAACUUCUUGAUUCUUCACUGUACAGAAACAUAAACUGCCUCAAGCAAGUCCCAUGGGUCCUUUGCAUCCUAAGUCUUCUUCGAAUAUUGAUCAUAAAGAGGACCAAAUAGAAAAUUUAGAAUAUUAUGGCGACAUAAAUAAUCACCAUUCCAUUUUUGGACUGCUGUUGUUGCACCAGGACUUAAAAGGAAUUCUCAGGCGAGGUUCAGUCAAAACGUAAAAUAGUUUCAGCCAUUUCAAAAUUCCAUCUUUUGCCUCCCAGCAAGUAAAGUUUUGUCCAUUAAGCGAAUGGAUUCUGGUGCUACAAAACCAAGAGUAGCAAGAGCACUUAUAGGAGUAGACAAAUCUCUUGCUAAGAGGUAUGUCUACUCCUAGAGUUGUUGACAAAACAAUUGUUACAACUAGAGUUGUUAAAAAAUACAAGAACUGAACCAAAUGUCAAAUCUCUUGCUAAGAGGCGCAAUGAUGUUUCCUGAAGAAAGUUGGAACCUCCCACUGUGCAGACUGCAGAGGAUCCAACAAUCUAUUUUCAGUUUCAACUUAGCUUGGGUUUGAUCCCAUUCCCUCACCAUUUUGCAUAACCGAUAGGAACAAGGUAUUGCUCAACCUCAAAUCUAGAUGCCCAAUAUAUGAUGAUGUAUAUAGAUAUUUUCAUUAUGAAUGUUCAAAUAUUUUAAGGCAAAUCCUUUGAACUUCUUAACCUAUGAAUGUCUUUUGGAGUUCUUAGUUAAUAUAUGACUUCUCCGGUUAAUGUAUAUCUUAAUAUGUCUUUUGGGUGACCAAGCCUAUUGGGUUUCCAACUCAUUAAUUUAAACUAAUGUACUUAAUUUAAAUCAUUUAGCCACAUAAUCUUUAUGUGAUUCAUGAAGAAUCUUUGCAUUCUAUUAUAGUUUUGUUAGCCAUCCACUUCUUUUACGCUAUCUGUGAGUUGGCCCAACUCCGUUAAUAUUUGUUGGUGUGAAUUAUGAGUUCUGUAUUUCUCCUUUUUCAUCAAAUCAACAUGGUCUUCGUUUCUUCAAAUGAACCACAUUUUGAGAUCAGGUAAACCCAUAAAUAACAUUUUAUUAAAUAGUUACUUUUUGGGGCUGUAAUUUUUUUGCUAACCCUCCAGGGGAGGGGAGGCAGUAAUAUAUGUAAUCUUCUGGUGCAAUUCGAAACACUGGGUUGGUCUGGGAGCCAGCCUGCAAACUUAGCAUGGUUUGUUUGGAUAAACUUGUGGAAUUAGCAUUACUUAAGAUUUUUUCCUUCUGAACACUGUUUCCAACAGGGCCUGUUCUAUAUUGGUUGUGGCAAGUAUGAAGGGAUCAAAUAUAAAAAAUACAGUUUACAAUGGAAGGCAGUCAUUACUUCCUCCUAAAAGUCCUUUCCCAAGUAUUUCUCCAUCAUAUGUUGAUUGUGUAACUAGUCCUGCUGUUGGACUGAAAGGUGUUGGAAAGCCCAAAGAUGCAAAUUCACACCACCAACGGACAUACUCUGAGAGCCUUCUAAUGGAGGAGCAGCCUUCCUGGCUGGAUGAACUCCUUAAUGAGCCAGAAAUGCCUGUGUGCAGAGGAGGUCACCGGCGGUCAUCAAGUGACUCCUUUGCAUCUGUAGAUGUAGCUAGUGCUUCUGCUAUAAAUUAUAUACCUCAGAGUGAUUAUAGAAGUAAAAAUAUGAUUUCAGUGCCUCCAUGGGGAUUGCAAGACUUCAAGCCUUACAAAGAUUUGCAUCAUACUUUGUUAUACACAGAGCCAAGCUCUGUGGUAAAACCAAAGAAAUGGGCGAGGGAUCCAUCUCUGAAUCCCAUCGCACAUUCUAGUUGCCUGUCUUAUGGCAGAGAUAAUGUCAUUAUUCAAAGUCCCGAAUCAUCAUGUGCUCCAGAAGAAGUGGAUGACAUUCCUUCUACAGCCGACGAAAAACAGGACCCUGUUGAAUCUGGUCCUCAAGCAAAACCUGUUUCUGAAAGCAAAGCGUCUUCUCAAACAAAAUCUUCGGCGUCAGAAACUGAUACAAAACUUGCCAAGCAGCAGUAUGCACAACGUUCACGUGUCCGGAAACUUCAAUACAUAGCUGAGCUGGAAAAGAAUGUGCAAGCCUUGGAGGCUGAAGGAUCUGAAGUUUCUGCCGAGCUUGAAUUUCUCAACCAGCAGAAUUUUAUUCUGAGGAUGGAGAACAAAGCCCUGAAGCAACGGUUAGAAAAUUUAGCCCAGGAGCGGCUAAUUAAGUACAUGGAGCAUCAAGUAUUGGAGAGAGAAGUUGGAAGGCUGCGAGCCUUGUGCCAGCAGCAGCAGCAACCACAGCAACUAUCUUCCAGCCAAGGGCGUGUCGCCAUUAGAGACCUUGACAAGCAGCAGCACAGGCAUAGCAACAGCAGAGAGUAUAGAGACCUUGGCUCAUAUUUGCCAACCUUUCUUUGAAGCUCAAGGAUGUCGCUUCCAGCUCUGGCCAUAUUUCAGGCCACUGCACAGUUGAACACAUGAUGUAGCUAGUGAGCACUGAGCAGUGCCUUCCCUUGACGUCUUCGACCCCAUUAAAUCUUCUGAUAGCAGUGACAGAAACUGAUGUUUGUAAGUUCUCGUGCAGCCAUGCAGCAGAGCUCUGUGCUUUUCCUUUUCAUUUUUUGCAAGUUUAUUUGCUUCUUUAUCGUGUCAAUUCUAGUGUACAAAAGUGCACUUGGUGGUCGCGCCAAAAGGAGUCAUGACUCGUGCAGCAUCUGGCAAGUGACACACCGGAGGUGGUGACUUGAACAAUGAUGAUGUUUGAUCAUGUACCGUUUAUUUUUCAAUUUUCAUUACUAAUCAACUAAAAAGAAGAGACAUCUCCCCUGCUGUAUGUACCUACUAUUCGAAUCCAUAAACUCCCCCUAAUUUGUCUCUUUAGGCAGUUUAAUUAAUAGCCCGCCUGG